AUGUUCAUCCCAAAUAAGAAAAAACCUAAAGGUUCAUCAGUAAGGCGACCCUCCGGCUCUCCCAGAUUGUUAGAGACGGAUAGUAAGUCUUUAAGAUCUGUAAAUGGAUCAAGAAGAAACAGUGGCUCCUCUCUUGUAUCAAGUUCAUCAGCCUCUAGCAACCUCAGCCACCUUGAAGAAGAUUCUUGGAUUCUUUGGGGAAGAAUUGUUAAUGAAUGGGAAGAUGUACGGAAAAAGAAGGAAAAGCAAGUUAAGGAACUUGUUCGUAAAGGGAUACCCCACCACUUCAGAGCAAUAGUUUGGCAACUUUUAUGCUGUGCACAAAGUAUGCCAAUUAAGGAUCAGUAUUCAGAACUCUUGAAAAUGACCUCACCGUGUGAAAAACUGAUCCGAAGAGACAUUGCUAGAACAUAUCCUGAACAUAAUUUUUUUAAAGAAAAAGAUAGCCUUGGACAGGAGGUUUUAUUUAAUGUAAUGAAGGCAUAUUCUUUAGUGGACCGUGAGGUUGGUUACUGUCAAGGAAGUGCUUUUAUCGUUGGGUUGUUGCUUAUGCAGAUGCCAGAAGAAGAAGCUUUCUGUGUAUUUGUUAAAUUAAUGCAAGAUUAUAGACUCCGUGAACUUUUUAAACCAAGUAUGGCAGAAUUGGGCCUUUGUAUGUACCAGUUUGAAUGCAUGAUACAGGAGCAUCUUCCAGAGCUUUUUGUGCACUUUCAGUCUCAAAGUUUUCAUACCUCAAUGUAUGCAUCAUCCUGGUUUCUGACUAUCUUUCUUACAACUUUUCCACUACCAAUUGCAACAAGGAUAUUUGAUAUCUUUAUGUCUGAGGGUUUAGAAAUAGUGUUUCGAGUAGGAUUAGCACUUCUUCAAAUGAAUCAGGCGGAACUAAUGCAGCUCGACAUGGAAGGGAUGUUACAGCAUUUUCAGAAAGUCAUUCCACAUCAGUUUGAUGGCGGUCCAGACAAAUUAAUCCAAGCAGCUUACCAAGUCAAAUACAACUCAAAAAAAAUGAAAAAGCUUGAAAAGGAAUACACUACAAUAAAAACUAAAGAAAUGGAAGAACAAGUUGAAAUUAAAAGGUUACGCACAGAAAAUAGACUUUUAAAACAGCGCAUUGAAACAUUAGAAAAACAUAAAUGCAGUUCCAACUACAAUGAAGAUUUUGUGCUACAGCUAGAGAAGGAAUUAGUCCAAGCCCGACUGAGUGAAGCAGAGUCUCAGUGUGCACUAAAGGAGAUGCAGGAUAAAGUCCUGGAUAUAGAGAAGAGGAACAGCUCCCUGCCAGAUGAGAAUAACAUUGCAAGGCUUCAGGAAGAACUCAUUGCUGUAAAACUGAGAGAAGCAGAAGCUAUUAUGGGUUUGAAAGAACUUAGACAGCAAGUCAAGGAUUUAGAGGAACAUUGGCAGCGCCACUUAGCUCGUACUACUGGGAGGUGGAAAGACCCACCUAAGAAAAAUGCUGUGAAUGAGUUACAAGAUGAACUGAUGACCAUUCGACUUAGAGAAGCUGAAACACAGGCAGAAAUAAGAGAAAUAAAACAAAGGAUGAUGGAAAUGGAAACACAGAACCAGAUCAAUAGUAACCAUCUUCGAAGAGCAGAACAAGAGGCGAUCAGUCUACAGGAGAAGGUGCAGUACCUUUCUGCACAGAAUAAAGGACUACUUACUCAAUUAAGUGAAGCAAAACGCAAACAAGCAGAGAUUGAAUGCAAGAACAAGGAAGAAGUAAUGGCUGUCAGACUCCGGGAAGCAGACAGCAUAGCUGCUGUGGCUGAGCUACAACAGCACAUUGCUGAGCUUGAAAUUCAGAAAGAAGAAGGAAAGCUUCAAGGACAACUUAACAAGUCUGAUUCUAACCAGUAUAUUAGGGAACUGAAAGAUCAGAUAGCAGAGCUGAAUCAUGAGCUCAGAUGCCUAAAAGGCCAGAGGGACUUUUCAGGCCAACCCCCUUUUGAUGGAAUCCACAUUGUCAACCAUUUAAUAGGAGAUGACGAAUCAUUCCAUUCCUCUGAUGAAGAUUUUAUAGAUAAUUCUUUACAGGAAGGCGGUGUUGUUUUUCCUUUGCACAGAAGAUCUGGCCCAAUGUCUUUGGACCCCACUGUAGCAGAUGGUAGUGAGAGCGAAACAGAAGACAGUGUGCUGGAAACCAGAGAGAGCAAUCGUGUGGCCCAGGUGGAGCAGCCCCCGAGAAAAAGAGAGUCGUACUCAACCGCUGUCUGACCAUCACUGUGACCUAGACUGUGGAUUUCUUUAAAGGAUCAGUUACAUAUAAUUAGGGAUUUGGGGAAAAUAUCUGUUCCAUAUGUACAUAUAUAUAUAUAUAUGCAUAUAUAUAUAUUUUAAAACCUUACCUGCCUUUUUAUCUUUGCCAAAUCUUUACCACAGGCUUACAUUGCCAUAAAGUAGAUUAGAAUAUGGUUAAAGGGUGAAAUAAGGUUCUAACAGUAUUACUGAAUAUUAAUGUGUCUUGUUUAGAAAAUGCAAUUGUAUCACUAUGUGGGAACCAUUUUGAAGUUCAGAACUAUGGAAAAUUGAAUUUCCUCAGACAAAAGUACUCUUGUGCAAUAGUUUAUGCUCAGUGAACAAUCAUAUAUUUAUGUUUCUCAAUUUGUCUUCAGAAUGGUUGUCUAUAAGCAUUUGACCAAGACAUACAUCUGAUUUACCUUGUGUUUUUGUGU
Messenger RNA from Choloepus didactylus (southern two-toed sloth), 2675 nucleotides. RefSeq names its product ecotropic viral integration site 5 protein homolog. Lineage: Eukaryota; Metazoa; Chordata; Mammalia; Pilosa; Megalonychidae. The record is from RefSeq and is a predicted model, not a curated record. The transcript has 2 exons. The coding region runs from base 1 to 2217 and encodes 738 amino acids.